Molecule: messenger RNA, 321 nt
Organism: Nelumbo nucifera (sacred lotus)
Lineage: Eukaryota; Viridiplantae; Streptophyta; Magnoliopsida; Proteales; Nelumbonaceae
Source: RefSeq, a predicted model, not a curated record
AUGGUGACCAAUCAGCAAGACUCGUCUGAGAUGUUCAACCAAAUGGUCGAAGAUGGCUUUGGUGUCGAUGUGAUUCCGUUGCUCAAUGUCAGCAGUAAUAUCUUACCCAAGGUGAUUGAUUAUUGCAGGAAACACGUCGAGUUUGAUUCCAAGGAGAAGAUGGACGAUCCUAAUGAGGCUCACGAAGAAAUCAGGAACUGGGACUCAGAGUACAUCAACGUCGGUGUCGAUGAGCUUUACCAUCUUAUAAUGGCUGCCAACUACCUUCAUAUCAAAGGGUUGCUGAAUUUGACUUGUCAGAAUGUAGCUCGGAUACCAUGA